CUCACUUGGGUCCUACAGCUCGUGCACUGCUGUAGUCAUUAGACCGACGCGGCGAUACAUCAAACAUUAUUCUCUCUCCACAUUCACAACAAUAACAGAUAAUCAAACAUGGCGUCGAUGUUGAUGACUUCACUGAGGAGCAGCCCUUUGACGUCUGUGCAGGCUGUUCAGUUCGCUGCUCGUUCUCUCAGCACGUCUGUCCAUCUGCAAGCUCAAGCAAAGAGCAAGAAGUCUCUGGCCAAACCAGGAGUGAAGAACAUUGUUUUGGUUGAAGGUGUUCGAACCCCCUUCCUUCUGUCUGGCACCACAUACUCAGACCUGAUGCCUCAUGAUUUGGCCAGAGCUGCAUUGCAGGGUUUGCUGAACAGAACCGGGAUCCCUAAAGAUGCUGUGGAUUAUAUUGUCUAUGGAGCUGUAAUACAGGAGGUGAAGACCAGUAAUGUGGCCAGAGAGGCUGCUCUUGGUGCUGGAUUUUCAGAUAAGACUCCUGCACACACAGUGACAAUGGCCUGCAUUUCCUCCAAUCAAGCAAUGACCACAGCUGUGGGUUUGAUCGCUGCUGGUCAGUGUGAUGCUGUAGUCGCCGGCGGGGUUGAGUUUAUGUCUGAUGUACCGAUUCGCCACAGCCGCAAAAUGAGGAAGACCAUGCUGUCUCUGAAUAAAGCCAAAACUCUCGGGGCCCGAAUGUCUCUGCUGGGCUCCAUUCGUCUCGCUCACCUGGCUCCUGAGCUGCCGGCUGUAGCUGAGUUCUCCACAGCAGAGACGAUGGGUCACUCCGCUGACCGUCUGGCCGCAGCUUUCGGUGUGUCCCGUCUGGAGCAGGACGAGUUUGCUCUGCGCUCUCACACACUCGCUAAGAAAGCUCAGGACGGCGGGCUGCUCAGUGACGUUGUCGGAUUCAAAGUGCCAGGGAAGGAUAUCGUGUCCAAAGAUAACGGGAUUCGUCCUUCCACCAUGGAGCAGAUGGCUAAACUCAAACCUGCCUUCGUCAAACCUCACGGCACCGUAACUGCAGCAAACUCAUCCUUCCUGACUGACGGUGCGUCUGCAGUUUUGAUCAUGUCAGAAGAGAAAGCACUUGCUAUGGGUUACAAGCCUAAAGCGUAUCUCAGAGAUUUUGUGUACGUUUCUCAAGACCCAAAAGACCAGCUUCUUCUCGGACCGACAUACGCCACUCCAAAAGUGCUGGAAAAGAGCGGUCUGACCCUGGAUGACAUCGAUGUGUUUGAGUUUCAUGAGGCUUUUGCUGGUCAGAUCAUGGCAAACCUGAAGGCGAUGGGCUCUGACUGGUUCGCUCAAACAUACAUGGGCAGGAAGACUAAGGUCGGCGUCCCACCGAUGGAGAAGUUUAACACGUGGGGUGGUUCUCUGUCCCUCGGCCAUCCAUUUGCGGCCACCGGCUGUAGGCUGGUGACCACUGUGGCCCAUCGCCUGCAGAAGGAAGGCGGUCAGUAUGGGCUGGUGGCAGCGUGUGCUGCUGGAGGACAGGGUCAUGCAAUGGUGAUCGAAGCUUAUCCUCAGUAAUCUGCGCACUUCUACACACACACACUUAGAUCCUGUAAAUACUAACGUGCCGUAAUGCCUUGAAAUGAAAUGUUGCUGUACGUUAUCUGGAGGUUCUUGAUUUAAGAUUUAAAAAUGCUGCUUGUGGAUGUAAAUGUGAACAUAACUUUAUUUGAGAACGUGUUUAGGAGAAGAUCAGAAGAUGCUCUGUGAGUUGCAUGCUGAAUGUAGCACAAAAAGGCCAGUUUGAUUCUGAUGCUAGGUAAGAAAUCACCAUUUCAUAUUUGAUUUUGAAAGAGAUGAAGGGGAAUCUAGAAUUCUAGACUUCUGUUCUAAUUCCUAAUUUCGAGAUACUCCUUUAAUUUAUCCAUCAACUUGGAUAAAUUAACUAGCUCGGUCUCAUUCUCUGUUGUUUUAUAUGACAGUAUCAGAAAAUCCAUUAGCAGUUAAUGCAUUUUAGCUCUUGAGGAUUCGAUUGUAAGAAGGACUGAUUCUAGAUCAGUGGUAAGGAUGAUAAAGGUUACGCUCUUAAACACGUGUGCCUCAGAUUCAAGCAGGUGAACCUCUGGAGAACUGAGAUCGCUUUCUCCCUUUUCUAACCGUUUGUACAAAUAAACAUUAUUUGAAAUCACAA
Molecule: messenger RNA, 2137 nt
Organism: Danio aesculapii
Lineage: Eukaryota; Metazoa; Chordata; Actinopteri; Cypriniformes; Danionidae
Gene: hadhb
Product: hydroxyacyl-CoA dehydrogenase trifunctional multienzyme complex subunit beta
Exons: 16
Coding region: 109-1524 (471 amino acids)
Biological process (GO): fatty acid beta-oxidation
Molecular function (GO): acyltransferase activity, transferring groups other than amino-acyl groups
Source: RefSeq, a predicted model, not a curated record